This is a messenger RNA of Frankliniella occidentalis (western flower thrips), 781 nucleotides long. RefSeq lists its product as uncharacterized. The coding region runs from base 235 to 636 and encodes 133 amino acids. NCBI's taxonomy places the organism in Eukaryota, Metazoa, Arthropoda, Insecta, Thysanoptera, Thripidae. The record is from RefSeq and is a predicted model, not a curated record. The transcript is spliced from 5 exons.
ACACGAAUUUAGCAGAACAACAAAGCACCAUAACCUCGACACACGAGCCGGCCCACUAGGGGAACAAAAGAUUUCCUGCAAAUAGCAUUCUGUACCUUAUUUGCAGGAAUUCCUGCAAGUAAGGUCAUCAGCGCUAUUUGUAGGAAAUUCCUGCAUAUAGACACGCCCCAAAUUCACUCUGUUUAGGUUACUAAUGUCAUGCUGUGAUUUUCAGGUUAUGAUUCACUGUACAAAAUGUCCCGGGCCUCUAAAAUCAUGGAGCUGUUGCCUCCACCACCUGAUUUUCCAAAUAUUAGAAGAUCAGUCAUGAGCAGGGAGAACCUUGCUCUCUUAUCACCAAUGAGUAACCCAGUAUGUAGUAACGAGAAAGUUAGAGCAACUACCAAAUCCUACAUCAAAGGUAUUACAAAGAAAGAGAAAACCUGGAAAUUCCUCAGGUCAAAAGGUUGUAAAAGUGGUCAGCCUAUCCAGCAAGUGAAAAACACAACUAAAACAGAUUCUAGUAAAAACAUCCCAAAGAAAAAUAAACCUAAUGAAAUGAAAACAACAUCAGUUCAGGCUCCAAAAUCAACAUCUCAUCAAAAGGAGAACAAGCCUAAGAACACUAAGUGCCGUGUCUCAGAGUUCUGGAAGUAAAAAACAGACCAAGACUCAAGAAUCUAAAACAGUUGAGCCCGCUGCAAAGGCGCCAGCAAAGAAGGAUCUGGUUACGAAGCUGUCAGACUUAACCAAACUUCUCACGGAUGUGCCAAAUGAGAAACUUAACUCCACUUCAGCUAAA